Messenger RNA from Knipowitschia caucasica, 768 nucleotides. The record is from the annotation of a GenBank genome assembly. Lineage: Eukaryota; Metazoa; Chordata; Actinopteri; Gobiiformes; Gobiidae.
AUGCUCCUGUCUAUGAUGGACCUGUUGAACUCUCAGCACUUGGACAAGAUGAACAACAACCUCGGCAGACUCUACUUUGAAGAUGAGUCCAGGGCAGCCGCCUUGUCUACCCCAGUGACUGGUAUCACUGGACCUCCCUCACACUGCCCCAGUAAACGAAAAUAUGGAGAACAAAUGGAAGAUCAAAUUAACACUGAGGAAGACCACAUGGCCAAAAUGCGUCUUUUUGCCUCCCAAAUGGUUAGACCUACUGCUGGGAACAAUCGCAAUGAGCACUGGAGCUACAACCCUGCUCCUGUUGAGCACCUCUCUGCCUCUAACGGUCUCCAUGGAAACCACCUGUAUGCCUCCAUCCCAGGCUUCGCUGCGGAACAGCCUCUGUCUCUGGCCAGAAGCGCCAUCGAGCCUGACACUGCAGCCAUAGACAGGCCUGUGAGUGCAGGCAGUGCAGAGCGACAGCAGAAUCGCCCAUCAGUGAUAAUCUGUGCUCCUGCAAACAACCGUAACUGUAACCUAUCUCACUGUCACAUGAAUGGUUCUUCAAGCCAAGAUUCUGACCAGAAAAAGGCCAAUGAUCACACUGUGUGUGAUCCUGUGAUUGAGGAGCACUUCCGCCGUAGCCUCGGGAAGGACUACUCUGAGGCGGAGUCCAACACUGUGUCCAUUACCGGUUCAGUGGACGAUCACUUUGCCAAAGCGCUUGGUGCCACAUGGCUCCAGAUCAAGGCAAAAGGUGGAGGUCCCCGUGCCCCAGAGGCCGACCCCUGA